Molecule: messenger RNA, 5265 nt
Organism: Botrytis fragariae
Lineage: Eukaryota; Fungi; Ascomycota; Leotiomycetes; Helotiales; Sclerotiniaceae
Product: putative ankyrin repeat protein
Exons: 5
Coding region: 1-5265 (1754 amino acids)
Molecular function (GO): protein binding
Source: RefSeq, a predicted model, not a curated record
AUGGCUUCAGAUACUCUCCCUGAACGUCCAGCUCCGAUCGAUCUCCCAAGCCUUCCAGCUCCUAUUAAGGACUUCAUCUCCCACCUAUCUCAAAGCCCAACCAAAAAUAUCUCAACCAUCAUUGAGCCAUACAAGGCCUAUGAAUCAGAACUUCGCAAAGUUUACGCCCAACAACCUGACCAUGAAGCCGUCAAAGACGGAGCGGUCAAUUUAGUUCCCAUCUUCUCUGGCCAUGAGAAUGAUCUCAAAGUUCGGGCCAGAGAUCUUAAGAAUGAGUCUAAAGAAGAGUCAGAAAAAUACAUCAUGCCAUUGAAGGAUGAAGAACGUCGACCCAAUGGCUCACCAGCUGUCGUUGGAUCCAUCAAGGAUUUUCAGACGAAUUUCAACCUUUUUUCCGAAUCUUCAUUGGCUGAUCUUGACUGGAACAACGUCGUUGCAGCUGGUAGUGCCGUCACUACAUCUCUUCUUCCAAUCCCAGAGAAAUGGGCAGGUAGUAAGAGAGCCAUGAGAGAAUACUAUCACGAGCAUUUGGCUCCGGCAUCUGAUGUUGAUCUCUUUCUCUAUGGACUCACCGAGGCUGAAGGGUUGGAGAAGAUUAAGCAGAUUGAGACUAACAUCAGAGAUGCUAUCCUUCAUGAGACAACCACGAUUCGCACAAAGAACGCUAUCACCAUUGCAAGUCAACAUCCCACUCGUCAUGUUCAAAUUGUCCUCAGACUUUAUGAUUCUAUCUCUCAGAUAAUCACUGGAUUUGAUGUGGAUUGUUCUUGUGCUGCGUAUGAUGGAAAGCAAGUUUACAUGAGUCCCAGAGCCGUUGGAUCAUUCGUCACACAAUGUAACACCAUUGAUUUGACCAGAAGAUCGCCAAGUUACGAAAAUCGCUUGAGCAAAUACAGCCACAGAGGCUUUGAAGUCCAUUGGCCAAUGUUGGAUCGCUCAAGAAUCGAUCCUACCAUAUUUGAGCGCUCUUUUGGUCGCACCGAAGGACUCGCUAGAUUGUUGAUUCUGGAGAAAUUGCCAAAGACAGUUGAUCGGGAAAAUUACAUGGAUCAACGCCGAAAAGAACGUGGUAGACCAUCUCUCAACAGAGGUUUCCGCAAUCAACGUAGAUUGUAUGGAAAUCUGAAAGAUCAAGAAGAGGAUGAGGUCGCAGAUUGGGCUGAACAGGAUGAGAUUGCCAACUAUCAUACCAUGACAGUUCCUUAUGGGCAAAAGUACAAUGCGGCAAAAAUCAAUCGUUUGCUGUAUGCCAAGGAUUUGCUUUUGAAUGCGGAAUGGAGCCAAGACAAAGAUCGUGAAGUAUAUCUACAUCGUCAUCCAUGCUUUUUCGGCACGGCAGAAGAAGUUAUUCAAGAUUGUUGCGGAUACUGCCCAGUUCCUACCACAGACGAAGAAAAGGAGGUGGCUGAGAAGGAAAGCAAGAACAACGUCUCGGGCACUCUCAAGUUUAUCACAGACGACCCCGGUCGCCAGGAGAUUGGAAGUUUCAAUCCUAUAAAUGAUGAUGAGUGGACCACUAUGAGUUAUGUCGGUGAUACAGCACGUUUGUGUCAAGCUAUCGUGGAUGGAGAUCUCGAACAUGUUCAGGAUUGGUGUUCUCAAGAGGGCGUCGAUGUCAACCGCCGAGACUACACCGGUCGCACACCUUUACAUUUAGCCACUAUGACUUCCACUCCAGAGAUUGUCAAAUGUCUCGUCGAUCAGGGAGCCAGAUUGAUUGCUAGACUUGUAGAUGGCAGAACAGCAUUACAUAUUGCCGCUGCAAGAGGCGAUCUUGAGAUGAUUCGCAUACUCCUGAAUAAGAGUAUGGCCAAUGAAGAGGAGGAAGAAGCAAAGCAGUCUCGUGAAGUCAAAUCCACUGCAUCUGAUAAAGAAGAGGAAUCGGAUUCUGCAUCGGAGAUUACCCUUGAUAGUGAACAAGAGGAAGCUGAUGCUCUGACGAUGGGAAGCUUUGUCAAGAUUCCAGGAAACAAGGAUGAAGAUAAAGAUGAUGUUGCUGCAAUUAUGGACGACUCCAUGGAAGAUCCUGAUAUCUAUGACGUGAACGUUAUUGCUUGGGAUUAUGGCCUAUCCCCACUUCACCUUGCAAUUCUCAAUGGCCAUAUCGAUGCUAUCAAACUUCUCGUCUCAGAAUAUGGUGCCGAUGUUCUCUUCCCUGUCAAGCUAGUAGAAGCUGGAACUACUAAUCCUAGAGGGGCAAUCAUGACUUUGGUUCUGGCAAUGUCUCUCCCCAAAGAAAAGUCAAAACAAGUGGUGGAAGUACUAUUGAAUCUAGGGGCAACUUCUGCUCAGUCAGAUACAAGCCAUUUCACAGCCCUUCACUACAUUGUCGCUCAAAACAAUACCGAACUCUUGGAGGUUUUAUUUGCUCAUGAUCGACCAGCCGCGCAAAGAGUCAUCAAUAAGAUUGGAAUUGCAAGAAACGGAUCAGCUGAGACACCACUUUCUACUGCCAUAAAGAAAAAUCACGGAGAGAUGGCAUCCAAGCUUCUGCACUUGGGUGCACAGCCUCAGUUUGAAUUCGAAGAUUGGGUCAAAGUGUAUACGGACACAAACACUCAUGCUAAAAAGCAAAAUACAGAAACAAACAUGAAGCAAUUUCAAGAAACAGCCCAACAACCUAUUAUUGCUGCUAUCUGUAAGGAGAUCAGCGCUGUUGUUGGGGAUCUUCUUGCAAAUGGUGCCAACCCCCAGACUCUCACAACUAUUGCAUGGUCAGCGGUAAAUAAUCCUCAAUCACAAAAUUACUAUUACAACGCAGGAGAAUCUAUUUUAGAUGUUAUUCGGCGCAAAUUGAAGACGCUUCGAGAAUGGAAGGAACCUGUGUAUGAUCAAUGGCAAUUUCGACCAGACAAUCCCGAAUCGAGGAAGCCGGAAAUUCUUCGACCUGAAACUUUUUACACGGCAGAUCUGGAACCAGGUACCUAUAAGUACUGGACAGCCUUACAAGACUACAGAGAUGAGAAAUUCCAGAAUAAACUCAAACAUGAAGAUCACGAGAACUUGCUUAAAGAUAAAGGCAUUGAACUUGAAAAGUACAAGGGUGCGCGCGAAGCAGUCAAAGAAGCAAUCAAAGAUCUCGAGCAGGCUGAAAAACUCCUCAUCGGAGCUGGGGCAAAAUCCUUCAAUGAUUUGUAUCCUGAUACUCCUCAAUUGCCGAAGCGCGAAGGUAGCUCUUGGCGCCACGAUCUUCGGCAUAAAGUAGCACCAGAACCUUACAAAACACAUUUUACUUUCAGUGUCCCGGACCUCAAUGAAGGGAAGAGAAAGGGCUAUUUUAUGUUGUUUGAAGCUACUUGGAAUAAUGAUCUUGAGGCCGUCAAGAAUUUGACACUCCACCCUUGGAAGCAUGAAGACGUUGAAUAUCCGCCUCUUAAGAUUGCGGUUCGUGAUGGAAAUGAGUUUAUGCCUUUCUCUAUCGCUGUUCUACGCGGACAUUAUGACCUUGCACGUAGGAUUGUGGAAAUAUGCCUUGCUCAAUAUCAUAACGCAGAUGACGAGGAUGAUAAGAAAGGACGUCAACGUUGGGGUAUUAUGACUUCUGAUGAUGAUGAUGAUGAUUCAGGUGGUCUGCCUAUCUUCUCUGAACUGGUUACUGACAAGUUCACGAUUGAUACCCUUGAGGAAGUUUCCAACGUUGUCAAAGGUGAUACACUACCUUUGAGUAUGAUUGAAUGGAAGUGUCCGGCGCGUCGAUCAACUAGUGACGAUGGAAGCUCCAGAUCAAGCGGUAUGCCCAGUCUGUUCGACUAUGCUGUCGAGCAGGACGAUAUGAAAAUGUUCAAAUUCCUUCUGGACAUUGCGAGCGAGCAGAAAGCUUUGAUGGCUGAACAUGAGGACGAUCGGAGAUGUUAUAGUUUGGAUACCUCAAUUUUCAACAAAGCUCUUUCUCAAGGAAGAACCACAAUGAUAGCUGAAAUGAUCAAAUACUGUGGGUCUGGUGUUCCAUUUGGAAAGCUAGUCUCGGCUAGUGGUGUGGAGCUCAAGACAAAGCCAAGAUAUUAUGAAGGUUUGUCAAUUGGUGGCAAGAAACGAAAGGAUUGGGCACAACCUCCUACUCACAUCCAGGAUUUUGAUCAUAUUGAGGGACGAUUCCCGCCUUUGCUCGAAGCUGCACAAAUGGGCAACAUUGAAUCCGUUGAGUGGUUCAUGAGUGAUGCUCCAAUGAGACAUUACAAAGAAUUUGCUGAGAGAAACAAGGAUGAUCUCCGAAUUCGAACGUUGGAAUCAGGGAAAGGAUUUGAAAAUACUAUUUCAAAAUGGUUAGAGAUGAAUAGCGAGCUUCUACUCCACGUCGCCAUUCUUCAUGGCCCGCAAACAGACGAAGACAAAAUCAAACACCUCAAUCUUAUCAAACAUCUUGUUUCCGUUCUUCCUGAUUCGGUUCUCUCAUUGAAAUCUGCUCAGGGCUAUUCACCUUUACAUCUUGCUGUCAACAGAAAAAACAUUCCAAUUAUUGAGUACCUUCUUUCAAUUGGCGCCUCGCCCCGCUCUCGCGAUAGACAGAAUCGAAAUAUCAUGCAUACUCUUACAGCUAAUGCUACAAUCGUAAACAAAGAGACGAUCCCUUGCUUAGAAUCUAUCAUCAAGCUAUUCAACAAAAAGGAUAUUCAAGAGAUGUUGCUUGAGAGAUCGGAUGACUAUCCGAGCGCAGUUACACCUCUAGCUUUAUGGAUGAGCAAAGCCACAUACCAUGAUAGCGCUGAUGUCAUAGAAGUACUUCUCAAGUAUUCUACUGGCGAGGAGCUAGAGAUGAUCAACGGAGAGGGUGAUUUACCUUUACACGUUGCAAUCAAAAACAACAGACCAAACCUAACAUCCUUCAUCCUCCGCCAAAAGCCUUCUCUUCUAUAUCGUGAAUCCGCAACUGGUCGUACACCCCUCGAAAUGUCUCAAGACAACUAUAUCUCUAAUUUCAUCUCUAACCCUCCCUCCGUCAACGAUUAUUGGCAAUAUCAUCCGAAUAAUGUUGAUAGGGAUACGUUGAGUGCGUAUCACGCGAAGCAGAAGCUCGACGCAGCCCCGUCUUAUCAAACACAUUCUAUGAUUUGGGAGGAAUGUUUGAGGGUUCAGGGAGAGUUGAAGAGAAAGUUUGACAGUGAUGAAGAUGAGGAUGGUAAGGAUAAGACAAAAAGAGAGUUUACUGGAAAGAGAAGAUUGGUCAGUUUAUUUGAGGCGAAUGAGGUGGCUAGGAGACUGGCGGGAAGUCGUAAUGGAAAGGGAAAUGUAGCUAGACAGACGGAUGUGGUUGGUCAGUGGAUGUAA